GGCAGUCCGAUGGAUCCGAUGGUCAUGAAGAGACCGCAGCUGUACGGCAUGGGCAAUAACCCUCAUUCGCAGACACAGCAGAGCAGCCCCUACCCCGGGCAGUCGUACGGCCCUCCUGGCCCCCAGCGCUAUCCUGUGGGAAUGCAGGGCCGGGCCCCGGCAGCCAGCCAGUAUCCACAGCAACAGAUCCCGCCUCAGUAUGGUCAGCAAGGUGUAAGCGGCUACUGCCAGCAGGGCCAGCAACCCUAUUACAACCAGCAGCCACAGCCUCAGCAUCUGCCACCCCAGGCACAGUAUCUCUCGCAGGCCCAGCAGAGGUACCAGGCUCAGCAGGACAUGUCUCAGGAAGGCUAUGGAACCAGAUCUCAACCCCCUAUGGCCCCAGGAAAGCCUAACCACGAAGACUUGAAUCUGAUCCAGCAGGAAAGACCAUCAAGCUUACCAGUUGAAGUCUUGGCCUCGGAGGAUGCUACAUUUGGACACAAGGAUUUAUCUGGCUCCAUUGACGACCUGCCGACUGGAACUGAAGCAACGCUGAGUUCAGCCGUGAGCGCGUCCGGCUCCACGAGCAGCCAAGGGGAGCAGAGCAACCCUGCACAGUCGCCGUUCUCCCCUCACGCCUCUCCGCAUCUCUCCGGCAUCCCGGGAGGUCCGUCGCCUUCCCCCGUCGGCUCGCCUGUUGGAAGCAACCAGUCAAGAUCUGGUCCCAUUUCUCCAGCAAGUAUUCCAGGCAGUCAGAUGCCACCGCAGCCUCCUGGCAGCCAGUCAGAAUCCAGCUCCCACCCUGCUUUGAGCCAGUCACCAAUGCCACAGGAUCGAGGCUUCAUGGCAGGCAUACAGAGGAACCCCCAAAUGUCACAGUAUGGACCUCAGCAAAGUGGACCGUCCAUGUCACCACACCCUUCACCUGGAGGCCAAGUCCACCCUGGAAUCGGUAGUUUUCAGCAGAGUAAUUCAAGUGGUACUUAUGGGCCUCAGAUGAGCCAGUAUGGACCACAAGGAAACUAUUCCAGACCACCGACAUACAGCGGCGUGCCCAACGCGAGCUACAGCGGCCCGGGACCCGGCAUGGGGAUAAAUGCCAACAGCCAGAUGCACGGCCAGGGGCCCAGCCAGCCGUGUGGCACCAUGCCGCUGGGACGGAUGCCCUCGGCCGGGAUGCAGAGCAGACCCUUCCCUGGCAACAUGAGCAGCAUGACCCCCAAUUCUCCCGGCAUGGCUCAGCAGGGAGGCCCUGGCAUGGGCCCUCCCAUGCCAACUGUGAACCGUAAGGCGCAGGAGGCGGCUGCUGCAGUGAUGCAAGCUGCUGCAAACUCCGCUCAGAGCAGGCAAGGCAAUUUUCCUGCCAUGAACCAGAGUGGCAUCAUGGGAUCCAGCUCGCCCUACACUCAGCCCAUGAACAACAGCUCCGGCCUGAUGACGCCGCAGGCUCCCCCGUACAGCAUGGCCCCGAACAUGGUGAACAGCUCAGCAGCACCUAUGGGUCUUGCAGAUAUGAUGACGCCCGGUGAGUCCAAACUCCCGCUUCCUCUCAAAGCGGACGGCAAGGACGAAGGCGGCCCGCAGCCCGAGAGCAAGGCCAAGGAUAGCUACAGCUCUCAGGGUAUUUCUCAGCCCCCAACCCCAGGCAACCUGCCAGUCCCUUCCCCAAUGUCCCCAAGCUCUGCUAGCAUCUCCUCAUUUCAUGGAGAUGAAAGUGAUAGCAUUAGCAGCCCAGGCUGGCCAAAGACUCCAUCAAGCCCUAAAUCAAGCUCCUCUACCACAACUGGAGAGAAGAUCACAAAGGUGUAUGAGCUGGGAAGCGAGCCGGAGCGCAAGCUGUGGGUGGACCGGUACCUCACCUUCAUGGAGGAGCGGGGCACGCCUGUGGCCAGCCUGCCGGCCGUGGGCAAGAAGCCCCUGGACCUCUUCAGGCUCUAUGUCUGUGUCAAGGAGAUUGGAGGCUUAGCACAGGUUAAUAAAAACAAGAAGUGGCGUGAGCUGGCAACCACCUUGAACGUUGGCACCUCGAGCAGUGCCGCCAGCUCCCUGAAAAAACAGUACAUCCAGUACCUGUUCGCCUUCGAGUGCAAGAUUGAGCGCGGGGAGGAGCCCCCUCCAGAAGUCUUCAGUACUGGAGAUACAAAGAAACAGCCUAAGAUUCAGCCGCCAUCUCCUGCCAAUUCCGGUUCCUUACAAGGCCCACAGACUCCACAGUCUACUGGCAGUAAUUCCAUGACAGAAGUGCCAGGCGAUUUGAAGCCCCCAACACCAGCAUCAACACCUCAUGGACAAAUGACACCUAUGCAGGGUGGCAGGAACAGCGCAGUGAGCGUGCACGACCCCUUUUCGGAUGUAAGCGAUUCGUCAUUCCCGAAGCGCAACUCCAUGACGCCAAACGCACCAUACCAGCAGGGAAUAAACAUGCCAGACAUGAUGGGAAGGAUGCCCUAUGAGCCGAAUAAAGACCCAUUCGGUGGAAUGAGAAAAGUGCCUGGAAGCAACGAGCCUUUCAUGACCCCUGGACAAAUGCCCAACAGUGGAAUACAAGAUAUGUAUAACCAGAGUCCCUCUGGAGCCAUGUCCAACAUGAGCAUGAGCCAGCGACAGCAGUUCUCUUACGGCAGCGGCUAUGACAGGAGGCAUGAACCAUAUGGGCAGCAGUAUCCAGGACAAGGACCUCCCUCAGGACAACCACCAUAUGGAGGACAUCAGCCUGGAAUGUAUCCACAGCAGCAGAACUACAAGCGACACAUGGAUGGCAUGUAUGGGCCUCCGGCCAAGCGCCACGAGGGGGACAUGUACAACAUGCAGUACGGCAACCAGCAGCAGGACAUGUACAACCAGUACGGCAACGCCUACAGCGGGCCCGACAGGAGGCCCAUGCAGGGCCAGUAUCCCUACCCAUACAACCGGGAGAGGAUGCAGGGCCCGGGGCAAAUGCAGCAGCACGGAAUACCUCCCCAGAUGAUCGGGGGCCCCAUGCAGUCGUCGUCCUCCAGCGAGGGGCCUCAGCAGAACAUGUGGCCGACGCGCAAUGAGAUGCCUUACCCUUACCAGAACAGGCAAGGCCCCGGAGGCCCCGCGCAGGCCCCGCCGUACCCAGGGAUGAAUCGCACUGAUGAGAUGAUGGUACCUGACCAGAGAAUAAACCACGAGAGUCAGUGGCCUUCUCAUGUCAACCAACGUCAGCCUUCUUAUAUGUCAUCCUCAGCCUCCAUGCAGCCUAUCACCAGACCUCCUCAGUCAUCCUACCAGACGCCACCCUCUAUGCCAAACCACAUUUCUAGAGCUCCAAGCCCAGCAUCCUUCCAGCGCUCUCUGGAAAACCGUAUGUCUCCAAGCAAGUCUCCUUUCCUACCUUCCAUGAAGAUGCAAAAGGUGAUACCCACCGUUCCAGUGUCACAGGUCACAGGACCUCCACCCCAGCCACCUCCAAUUAGGCGGGAAAUCACCUUCCCCCCAGGCUCUGUAGAAGCAUCGCAACCAGUCUUAAAACCAAGACGAAAGAUUACCUCAAAAGAUAUUGUGACUCCUGAGGCCUGGAGAGUGAUGAUGUCUCUCAAAUCUGGUCUUUUGGCCGAAAGUACCUGGGCGCUAGACACUAUUAAUAUUCUUCUGUAUGACGACAGCACUGUUGCUACUUUCAACCUCUCUCAGUUGUCUGGAUUUCUUGAGCUUUUGGUAGAGUAUUUUAGAAAAUGCCUGAUUGACAUUUUUGGAAUCCUUAUGGAGUAUGAAGUGGGAGAUCCAGGUCACAAAGCACUUGAUCACAAAGCAGCCAAGAAAGAUGAUAGCCAGUCCUUGGCCGAGGAUACUGGGAAAGAGGAGAAUGAUGAAUGUAUUGACUAUUUUGAUGAAGAGGAGGAGGAGGGGGAGGAUGAAAAGGUAGAAGGAGAAGAAAAGAGCAUUGUUUUUUCCACUCCCGGUGCCAUUGCUGAUCCAAGUGAGAGGCCAAAACAAGCCAGUAAAUUUGACAAGCUGCCAAUAAAGAUUGUAAAGAAAAAUAAUCUGUUUGUUGUUGACCGAUCUGACAAACUUGGACGUGUUCAGGAGUUUGAUAGUGGACUUCUCCACUGGCAGCUUGGUGGUGGUGACACGACCGAGCACAUCCAGACUCACUUUGAAAGCAAGAUGGAGAUUCCUCCGCGCAGGAAAGCCCCUCCCCCCUUGAAUUCUCCAAGCAAAAAGAAGGACCUCGAGGGGAAAGGCGAAUCUGAGGAACAACAAGAAAAAAGUAUAACAGCUACCAUUGAUGAUGUCCUCUCAGCUCGACCAGGAGCAUUGCCCGAAGACUCCAACCCUGGUUCCCAAACGGAGAGCAGUAAAUUUCCCUUUGGGAUCCAUCAAGCCAAAAGUCACCGGAAUAUUAAACUGCUAGAGGACGAGCCAAGGAGCCGGGAUGAGACUCCUCUAUGCACCAUAACCCACUGGCAAGACUCCCUGGCCAAACGCUGCAUCUGUGUGUCAAAUAUUGUCCGUAGCUUGUCUUUUGUGCCUGGCAAUGACACCGAAAUGUCCAAACAUCCAGGCUUGGUGCUGAUCCUGGGAAAGCUGAUCCUUCUUCACCACGAGCAUCCAGAAAGAAAGCGAGCGCCACAGACGUACGAGAAAGAGGAAGAGGAGGACAAAGGGGUGGCCUGCAGCAAGGAUGAAUGGUGGUGGGACUGCCUCGAGGUCUUGAGGGAUAAUACAUUGGUCACAUUAGCCAACAUUUCUGGGCAGCUAGACUUGUCUGCUUACACGGAAAGCAUCUGUUUGCCAAUUUUGGAUGGCUUGCUGCACUGGAUGGUGUGCCCGUCGGCAGAGGCACAGGAUCCUUUCCCAACCGUGGGGCCCAACUCGGUUCUUUCGCCUCAGAGACUUGUGCUGGAGACCCUGUGUAAGCUCAGCAUCCAGGACAAUAACGUGGACCUUAUCUUGGCCACGCCGCCCUUCAGUCGUCAGGAGAAACUCUACGCUACUUUAGUUAGGUACGUCGGGGACCGCAAAAACCCGGUCUGCCGAGAAAUGUCCAUGGCGCUCUUAUCGAACCUUGCCCAGGGGGACACGUUGGCAGCGAGGGCAAUAGCUGUGCAGAAGGGGAGCAUCGGCAACUUGAUAAGCUUCCUGGAGGACGGGGUCACCAUGGCCCAGUACCAGCAGAGCCAGCACAACCUCAUGCACAUGCAGCCCCCGCCGCUGGAGCCGCCCAGCGUAGACAUGAUGUGCAGGGCAGCCAAGGCCUUGCUGGCCAUGGCGCGCGUGGACGAGAACCGCUCGGAGUUCCUUUUGCACGAGGGGCGCUUGCUGGAUAUCUCCAUAUCUGCUGUCCUGAACUCUCUGGUUGCAUCUGUCAUCUGUGAUGUACUCUUUCAGAUUGGGCAGUUAUGACAUAAGUGAGAAGCCAAGCAUGUGUGAGUGGAGAUUAGAGGGUCACAUAUAACUGGCUGUUUUCUGUUCUUGUUUAUCCAACGUAGGAAGAAGGAAAAAAAAAGAAUCUUUGCUCCUCUGCCCCAUUCACUAUUUACCAAUUGGGAAUUAAAGAAAUUAUUAAUUUGAACAGUUAUGAAAUUAAUAUUUGCUGUCUAUGUGUAUAAGUACAUCUUUUUAUUUUAUUUUUUUUAACCAAAGUUGCUGUCUAGUACAUUCAAAGGUCACACUUUUUUUUUUCCAUAGAUUAUCCUUUUCAAUGUUCUUUUCCAUGUUUGUAUUGCAUAUUUUUUGGGAAGCGAACUAGUGACUUUUUAAAAAAAAUGUUAUGGCAAACCAUUGUAUGAUGGAAAAAAAUUUUCACGACUUUGAAACGAAAAGGUGACAAAUUACCAACAUACCAAGUUCCUGUGUGUUUUAUUUUUUCAAAUAAGGAAAAAAUAUAAAAAAACUUGUAUACCAUCACCCAAAGCUCUGUGCAAUAGAAGAUUCUAGUGAUGUAGGUGUAGGGGAUCAAGGAGGGUGUCAGUCAGUAGUCAAAACUAUAUACAAAACGAUAUGGGUUUUCUCCACAGGAGAAAUGGCUACAUUAGGCUAGGAGCAAAACAAAACAAAAAAUUCAAGUUAAAAGAUUUUUAAACAAAACCUGAUGAUGAAGAUCAAUUGCUUCCUCACCAGAACUGUCGUGUCUAGAUCUGUUUUUUUGACCUUCCACCAUGACAGUUCUUCACAAUUCCUUUAAUCAUUUUUUAAAAUAUUUUUUUAUUGCCUAAGGGCCGUGAUGUAUAUAGAAGUUGUACAUUAAACAUACCCUCAUUUUUUUUUUAGUACAAAGUUUUUAGUUUCUUUUUCAUGAUGUGGUAUCUACAAAGUGAUAGUAGAUUUUUUUUUCUUUCAUUUGGGCCAUAUCUCCAGAAAAUAAUAAUAAAAAAAAAAGAAAAAGAAAAAAACCCAACACAGGAAACCAACAACUGAGGGUAAUGUACAAGUUUCUGUAUGUAUAAAGUCAUGCUCUAUUUCGGGAGAGCAGCCGAUCACAAUUUGCUUUAUAAAUCAAGGUGUGGAAAUGGUUACGUAUGGAUUGAUUUAAGAAAAUGGUUACCAGUCUACAGACAAAAAAAUAUAUACAGGAAAAAAGGAAGAAACACAACUUCAAAGAUUUUUCAGUGACGAGAAUCUGCAUUUGUAUUUCAAGAUAAUGUAGUUAAAAAAGAAAAAAACUUGAUGUAAAUUCCUCCUUUUCCUCUGGCUUAAUGAAUUUCAUUUAUUCAGUAUAAAAUCUUUAUAUGUUCCACAUGUUAAGAAUAAAUGUACAUUAAAUCUU
Messenger RNA from Tinamus guttatus (white-throated tinamou), 6715 nucleotides. Lineage: Eukaryota; Metazoa; Chordata; Aves; Tinamiformes; Tinamidae. The record is from RefSeq and is a predicted model, not a curated record.